AGGUAUUCAACCUCGACAGCAUGAACCCUCGUCUGAAGGACAUGGAGUACGCCGUCCGCGGGGAGGUUCCUAUAAGGGCCGAGGAGAUUGCUGCUGAAAUGGAGGCCUGCGCCGCUAGCGGCCAGGAUCACCCCUUCAAUUUCUCGAGCCUGUUGCGAUGCAACAUUGGCAACCCGCAGUCGGUUGGCCAGCCGCCCAUAACCUAUUAUCGCCAAGUUCUGAGCUUGGUGGACUCCCCGAGCCUACUCCAGAAGAGCUCGAGCUGGAUGUUCAGGCGGGGAACUCAGAUCCCGUCCGAUGUGAUCGAGCGGGCUAGGUCUUUCUCCAGUAGUGGCAGUACUGGUGCCUAUUCGCACUCGCAGGGUCUGGCAUCGGUCCGUCGCGACGUCUGCGACUUCAUCGAGGCCAGGGACGGCGGCCCCGAGUGCGACAUCAGCAACAUAUUCCUCCUCAACGGCGCCAGCGCCGGCAUAACCAGUGUGUUCACGGCGCUCCUCGCGAACCCGAAGGAUGCGGUGAUGGUGCCGGUUCCGCAGUAUCCGAUCUAUUCGGCGCUGAUCACGCUUCUGGGCGGCAAGAUGAUUCCGUAUUAUCUGGACGAGGAGAACGAUUGGGGUCUGAGCGUCGAGGAGCUCCAGCGCGCCAUCGGUGAGGCUCGGAAGAAGGGCCAGCGCCCGCGCGCGCUGGUGAUGAUCAACCCCGGCAACCCCACGGGGCAGGUCCUGUCAGAGGAGACUCUGCGGAUGGUGGCGCGGUUUUGCGCAAAGGAGAAGCUGUUGUUUUUGGCCGACGAGGUCUACCAGGAAAACGUUUACCUGCCCGGGUCCAGGUUCGUCUCUGCCAGGAAGAUUGCUCACGAGCUGGAGCAGACCUCAGCUGGAGCAGAGCGGGUGGAACUGGUAUCUUUCCAUUCCACGUCCAAGGGACUGAUUGGCGAGUGUGGACGUCGGGGAGGUUCAGGGCUCGAGCUAAUCGGUGUUUUGGCGAUCUCGUGGACCGUGUUCGUUUUGAUGUCGUUUCACAGCAAAGGCGGAACGAAGCCAGAAUCAUGAAAACGACAACCAACACGAACACGAAAAAACACUGCUGAGCUCGAGCCCCCCUGGGGAGGCUACAUGGAGUUUUGGAACAUCGACCCCCAGGUGCAUGCGCAGCUGUACAAGCUGCAGAGCAGCCAGCUCUGCCCCAACCUGGACGGGCAGGUCAUGACGGGCCUCAUGGUCCGACCACCAAAGCCUGGCGAGCCCAGCUACAGGCUCUUCGAGGAGGAGUCCUCCCGUAUAUUCGGCUCGUUGCAGCGCAAGGCCGCCGCGCUCACCGCCAGGCUGAACGAGGUCGACGGGGUGACCUGCAACGCCGCCGCCGGCGCCAUGUACGCCUUUCCGAUCGAGCUGCCUCGCAAGGCGAUCGAGGAUGCGGAGGCGAAGGGCCUGGCGCCCGACCUGAUGUACUGCCUGUCUUUGCUGGAGGCCACGGGCAUCGUGACCGUGCCUGGCACGGGCUUUGGACAGAGGCCUGGCCAGUGGCAUUUCCGGAUCACCUUCCUGCCCGAGGAGAAGGACCAGGCUCGCCCGCGCCCUCGACGCCUUCCGCGACCACCACGAGGCAUUCGUGGCGAGGUACGCGGACUGAGGCCGCGCGGGUCGUACGAGGCACGGCCCAGGGACCGAGCGCUGCACGCCACCGCCAGCCUCGGCCAGGCCCACCAGUCCGAGGCUGGAAUUUCAGCAGCCGCUGCCGAUUUAGGAAACCACUUUCGGUUGGGCAUCGUCCGCAUCCUUCUUUCCGUCCCCAGGUUUGGCGUGCCGAUCUUGUUCCCCAUUAUGCCCGACUUAACAGCACGCUCUCCUUGGGCUCCCCGGCGCCGGUGGCCGCGCGCAGCGGGCUCCCCGGCUGCAGGAGUGCAGGCCCCGCCAGGCCCUGAUUCUGAGAAGGCCUUCCAGGGCUGUGCAGCGUCCUCGGGGCUUCCUUUCAGGCCGGCAUCCGCCCGGAGGCGGCUGCCUCGUAGGGGCCUGGUGAGCCUGGUGCAGCCUCUGUCUCAGCGUCGCGUCCCUGUGCGCUACACGUCGCGAGUUCUUCGUGCAGCCUUUCAGUUUUGUAUUGCUGGCAGGUCUGUACUUAGAGGGAUCAAGUCGAUCAGGUUGUAUGAGCCUUCGGCCCUGUCGAACUUGGAUCUGAACUUUUUGAGGAAGCAGCUCAGCUGACUCAAGCAAGCGUCCCGCUCCGCCCGCAGCAUUUGUUUCGCUAUCCUGGCGCGUGCGGCAUAAUCAA
Messenger RNA from Prorocentrum cordatum, 2271 nucleotides. Lineage: Eukaryota; Dinophyceae; Prorocentrales; Prorocentraceae. The record is from the annotation of a GenBank genome assembly.